AUGGAAGAGUCCUAGAAAUAAUUAUCCCUAAAGAUCUUAGACAAGGAAUCGUAAACAAUGCAAAAGAGUCGCAUAGAUUCAAAUUCACAUAGGUUUUCGAUUAGGACUCUUCUUAAUCAGAGAUUUUUGAGACAGUUGCGCAACCUCUGCUUAGAUGGAUAUAAUGGAACAAUAUUUGCAUACGGUUAAACUGGUUCAGGCAAGACUUAUUCUAUGAGUGGUGGCGAUACAUGGAAUCAGAGAGGAAUAGUUCCAAGAGUAUUCACUUACCUCUUUGACGAAAUCCGAUAAAGAUCUUAGUAAUCCUACACAGAAUACAAUGUUUAUGUAUCUUACUUUGAGAUCUACAAUGAGAAUGGCUAUGAUUUAUUGGACAGAAAGCAUGCUGAACUGCAAUUCGAUAAAUGGAAUAAAAUAUCUCUCUAUGAGGAUAACAGUUCUAAUUUACAUUUGAAAAAUCUAACCAUUCAUACAUGUAGAAAUGAACAAGAUGCAAUCGACUUAUUAAUGAUGGGAAAUUUUAUCAGAUAAGUGAGUGCAACUCCGAUGAAUCCAGCAUCAUCUAGAUCUCAUUGCAUAUUUACAAUUGCCAUUGAAAGCAAAGACUUGACAAAUGACAUUAUUCGUACCUCGAAAUUGCAUUUAGUAGAUUUAGCAGGAAGUGAAAGAGUUUAUAAAAGUGAUCCAGACUCUUAGAUCAAGACUGAAGCUAAAUAUAUCAACCGUUCUUUAUCAUAUUUGGAGUAAGUGAUCAUAGCACUCCAUGAAAAAGCAAAGGGUACGCGAGUCCAUGUUCCUUAUAGAAAUUCUAUGAUGACUUCUAUUUUGAGAGAUAGUUUAGGCGGCAAUUGCAAGACAGUCAUGAUUGCAAAUAUGAGUCCAGAUAUUGAGAAUGAAGAAGAGUCAGUUUCAACAGCCAGAUUCGCUUAAAGGUGUGCUAAACUAAUCAACGAGGUUAGAGUUAACGAAGUCCUUGAUCUUAAUACCAUGGUCUAACGAUUAGAAACUGAAAAUCACUUAUUGAAAGUUACUGUUUAAAAAUCAUAAAUGGACACACCUCAAAGGUCAUCAGAGUAUCAUCUGGAACUUGGAGCUAUAGAUUCAGAGCAGACAAUUAACACAACAUCUGGCAAGGAAAGAUAGAGUAAUCAUAAUCACUAGCAAAGCUUUAGCAAUACAAUAAAUAACAAUCAAUUAAGGUUCCUUGAUAGAGAUCUCAAUUAGGAAGAGAUAAUUGAAUGUGAAAAAGCAGCUAGUGAGUAUAUAUGUAAUGACUCUUUUGAAAUAGAGUUGCAUAACCUCAAUGAGGUUAACGAAUAUUUUAGAAUAUUUAAAGAUGAGGUCAUAAAGAGAGAUUUAAAAUAUCAAAAGGAAAUAAGCGACUUGAAAGGCUAGAUAAACUUACUUAAAACUAAGGUUGAAAAUGGUUGCUCAGUCAGUGAUAAAAGAUAGAGCAAUAAUAGCUAAUAACAACAUGAAGCAAUGAGAUUUAACAAACCUUUUCAGAAUGAAAAUAUGACUGUGCUUAGUCAACAAUAAUAUUAGAUAAAUUAAAAUGCGAAUAAAUAAAGUGUAUAAAGUCUAGGUUAUCCUCAGUAAAACUAUCUCUUAAACUAAUCCCAAAAAGACAGCAACUCUAGUUCUGUAUUGAAGGAUAUUAAUAACAAUCAGUCUAUGAUGGAAGAGAGUCCAUAUUCAUACAAUGGUUAUGUGAGUGAGAAUAAUAUGAAUAUGGAAUUAGAAAACAAAAUAACUUAACUAAUUAACCAAAAGAAAGCAAGUCUGAUCUCCCCUCCUAAUUAGACAUUCGGUAAAGCUCCUAAAAAUUUUGGGGAGACAAAUCAAAGCUCUAGUUCAUGCAGCACAAUUAAUAAUCAUAUCAGUGGUGGUCCUAUUGGACCUUAACUUCACUUUGUAAAUUUGAACUCAGGAGGCUAGACAUGA
Messenger RNA from Stylonychia lemnae, 1944 nucleotides. The record is from the annotation of a GenBank genome assembly. NCBI's taxonomy places the organism in Eukaryota, Ciliophora, Spirotrichea, Sporadotrichida, Oxytrichidae.